AAGACGUAAUUAACCAUGCUGCUAAUGCUAUCGUGGUUGCCACUUCUAUAUAAGGAUGGCGCCAGCUUUUUGACAUACGACGAGAGGUUAGGGACAACAGGGACGGAGCGGGUUAGAGUUGAAGAAGAAGCUAGCUCUUGCCGGCCAUGGCCGGAGGAGGAGGAGCCAAAGGCGCCGCCGGCGGGUCGGAGAUCACGCUGGAGCACACGCCCACAUGGAUCGUCGCGUCCGUCUGCUCCGUCAUCGUCGUCAUCUCCCUGCUCUUCGAGCGCCUGCUUCACCGCCUCGGCAAGAGGCUGUCGAAAAGCCAUCGGAAGCCGAUGUACGAUGCCCUCCUCAAGGUCAAAGAUGAGCUGAUGCUGCUGGGGUUCAUAUCCCUGAUGCUCAACGUGGUCCAGGGCACCAUGCAGAAGAUAUGCGUCCGGAGGAGCGUCAUGCACCACCUCCUGCCCUGCCCGCUGCCGCCGUCGAAGCUCGCCAAGACCACCGAGCACUACGGCGCCACCGUGUUCACCGGUGUCCUGGGCAGCACCAGGAGGCUCCUCGCAGGUGGCGGCAAGAACAGUGACUACUGCCUGAACAAGGGCAAAGUUCCAAUCCUCUCUACUGAAGCCAUUCAUCAGCUACACAUAUUUAUCUUUGUCCUAGCAGUCACGCACGUGGUUCUCAGUGCUGUUACAGUUAUUCUUGGAGCCGCCCAGACAAGAAAAUGGAAAUACUGGGAGGAGCAGAUCCAAGAAAAUGGCGAUGAUAGUGGUCCUCAAAUGAUCAAGCAUGUGCAAGAAUUCAAAUUUAUCCAAUCUCACUUCAAAGGUCAUGGAAAAAGAUGGGGGAUUUUCGGUUGGCUGCGCUCGUUCUUCAAACAAUUCUAUGGGUCAAUCACUGAGGAGGACUACACAACCCUGCGACUUGGUUUCGUCAUGAAACAUUGUAGGGGGCAUCCAAAAUUCAAUUUUUACAAUUAUAUGCAUAGAGCACUGGAUGGUGAUUUCAAGAAAGUUGUUGGCAUAAGUUGGUACCUUUGGGCUUUGCUUAUGAUAUUCUUGCUAUUGAAUGUUCAUGGAUGGUAUGUCUACAUAUGGUUAUCGGUAGUCCCUUUCCUUGCACUACUUGUGGUUGGAAGUAAGUUGGAGCAUAUUAUCACUGAAUUGGCUCUCGAGGUUGCCCAAAAGCAUACGGCAAUAGAAGGGGACCUAGUUGUAUCUCCCUCAGAUGAAUUAUUUUGGUUUCAUCGGCCUAAACUAGUCCUUCUGUUGAUCCAUAUCAUCUUGUUCCAAAAUGCAUUUGAGAUUGCAUUUUUCUUUUGGUUGUUGGUAAUAUACGGGUUUAAAUCAUGCAUUAUGGGAAAACCAGCGUAUGUUAUUACUCGACUUGUGAUAAGUGUCAUCAGCCAACUCCUAUGUGGUUAUAGCACUCUACCGCUCUAUGCUAUCAUCUCGCAGAUGGGAAGUUCAUUCAAGAAAGCCAUGUUCGAUCAAAAUAUAUCUGAAGGCCUCACUAAUUGGGCUCAAAAUGCUAGGCAACGGAAAAGAAUGCCAGCAACAAAUGUAGGUGAUAGUUCACCAGAUGGUGAGGGAAUUCAAAUGGUGAAUGCACGAAGAGUUUCAGCAAUGGAGGAAGGGACUGCUAGGCUGGUCUAAGUGAAUGGAUGAUUGCACUUGCUAAUGUAUAUUUCAUAGAUAAUUGGAAUCAUAUUUUUAGAUUUGUUGAUAAGUUUAUUGCGAAUCACUUGGAAAUUUUGAUUUUUUUAGUAAUAUAGCUAAAGUGCUACCAUGUUAUAAUUCCAUUUGGGUGUUUUUCCACCCGACCCAUGAGGUGGGAGUCUAUUGUAGAAAGGAAAAGGAAUGAAAGUGCAUGAAAUUGAAAUGCUAUAUUGUCUCCUUUCCUAUUCAA
Molecule: messenger RNA, 1893 nt
Organism: Setaria italica (foxtail millet)
Lineage: Eukaryota; Viridiplantae; Streptophyta; Magnoliopsida; Poales; Poaceae
Product: MLO-like protein 1
Exons: 14
Coding region: 147-1640 (497 amino acids)
Biological process (GO): defense response
Cellular component (GO): membrane
Source: RefSeq, a predicted model, not a curated record